Molecule: messenger RNA, 1966 nt
Organism: Electrophorus electricus (electric eel)
Lineage: Eukaryota; Metazoa; Chordata; Actinopteri; Gymnotiformes; Gymnotidae
Gene: ap4m1
Product: adaptor related protein complex 4 subunit mu 1
Biological process (GO): intracellular protein transport; vesicle-mediated transport
Cellular component (GO): clathrin adaptor complex
Source: RefSeq, a predicted model, not a curated record
CUUAGCAUUCACGAAGAAACAUUGCCGGUUGUUUACAACGAUAGUGUGUCUCGCUAGCUAGCAGGUAAAUAAACAAAGCUAGCUAAUGACCGUUAGUUUUCGACACUAUAUCUGUAUGUUGUGCUUUCCGUAAGAUAAUAAUUUGGACGAUAACAAGUACAGCUAUGAUACAGCUAGCUGUAGUUGUGAUACCGAGGAAGAUGGCUGCUUACACAUGAGCUAUCUAGCUAGUUUACCAGGUCACUAACGGGGAAAUUGACACAAAUACUCCCACAGCGUGGGUUGAAAAAAAUGAUUUCUCAAGUAUUCAUUUUGUCCUCACAAGGCGACCAUCUAAUAUACAAAGACUUCCGCGGGGAAGCGGGGAAAGAUUCAAUCAACAUGUUCUACGAGAUGGUUACAAGCCUGAGUGGUGCCCAGCCUCCUGUGGUCAUGAGGAACAAAAAUUUGAACUUCAUCCAUGUCAGACAUAGUGGACUUUACUGGGUCGUGUCUACCAAGGACAACCCAUCUCCCUUCACCAUUAUCGAGUUUCUUAACAGGCUUGCAGCUCUAACUAAGGACUAUUGUGGGAGUCUGAGUGAGAAGUCUGUCCGGAUGAACUUUGCUCUGAUUUAUGAGCUGCUGGAUGAGAUGGUGGACUACGGCUACAUACAGACAACCUCUACUGACAUCCUGAAAAACUUCAUCCAGACAGAGGCAGUGACCUCCAAACCCUUCAGUCUUUUUGACCUCAGCAAUGUUGGUCUGUUUGGAGCUGAGACCCAGCAGAGUAAGGUGGCUCCUAGCGCUGCUGCUAGCCGGCCCAUCGUGGCCAGUCACGGGGAGCAGGGAGGGAAGAAUGAGAUCUUUGUGGAUGUGGUAGAGAGGCUCUCUGUUGUAAUCGGCUCCAAUGGAGUUCUCAUGAAGGCAGACGUGGAGGGAGAGAUCAGAGUAAAAUGCUAUCUACCGACCUGUUCAGAGAUGAGGAUUGGCCUCAAUGAGGAGUUCAGUAUAGGAAAGUCUCAGCUGAGAGGCUAUGGGGCAGCUGUGCGUGUUGAUGAGUGCAGUUUCCACCAAGCCGUGAAACUCGAUGAGUUUGAUACCUACAGGAUUUUGAAAGUCUGUCCCAGCCAAGGAGAACAAACCCUGAUGCAGUACCAGCUGAGUGAUGAGCUGCCCUGCGCCCCCCCCUUCCGACUCUUCCCUACAGUGGAGAAGGAUUAUGGGAGCAGGCUUCUAAUCUUCCUCAAACUACGCUGUGAUUUGCCACCUAAAAGUGUCGCUAUAAAUGUCUCCGUCACUGUGCCUGUCCCAAAGGGUUCCUUAAGCCUGUCGCAGGAGCUGAGCAGUCCGGAGCAGUCUGCCGAGCUGCAGCCCAGGAGUAAGGCCGUGCUGUGGACCAUCCCGCGAUUCCCCGGAGGAGCUCAGCUCUCUGCUGUCUUCAAGGUGGAGGUUCCAAGGCUUAGUUCCGCCUCUCUCUUGGAGGUGGGUCCCAUCAGUAUGAGCUUCGAGUUGCCCAAGUACACCUGCACAGGACUUCAAGUGCGCUUCCUGCGUCUCUCCCCGACCCAGCCAGGACUGUCGCAGCGCUGGGUCCGCUAUGUCACACACUCCGACUCCUACACCAUCCGCAUCUGACCCUGCCCUCGCACUUACACAUUCAACACAGGCACAGGACCAGCGCUGAAAAUGCCACACGGAGGGAUGUGUCUGUCUGUAGCAGGAGUCUUCCACAGUUACUGUGGAGUCUCGUUAUUUAGGAAGAAGUCACAUUCACAGUCAUUUAGCCAGUGGGGUUGUUGGUGACUUGGAAUAUAGUUGUGUAAAGUGGGUUUUUUUUUUUUUUUAUGUACUUGUUUGUACCUUAUUGAAAACAUCAGUGGACAGACCGUUUCUUUAACAGUGCAAACAGUUUUUUUAGCUUUGAUCCAGUUGCCUCAAAUAAGAUACUGUAUGCAAAUUAAAGAACCAACAAUCACACACA